Pecten maximus is the source of this 3348-nucleotide messenger RNA. RefSeq lists its product as uncharacterized. The transcript is spliced from 5 exons. Gene Ontology annotation, biological process: nerve growth factor signaling pathway; memory; positive regulation of peptidyl-serine phosphorylation. The record is from RefSeq and is a predicted model, not a curated record. NCBI's taxonomy places the organism in Eukaryota, Metazoa, Mollusca, Bivalvia, Pectinida, Pectinidae. The coding region runs from base 258 to 935 and encodes 225 amino acids. Gene Ontology annotation, molecular function: growth factor activity; nerve growth factor receptor binding.
CUGUGUGAAUCUUAAAUGUGGUGAGGUAUUGCGCGUGCUUGACGACACCGUCCCGGGAUGACCAUCUCUACCGCGUCCGUGUAUAUAUAUGGGGAUGUAAAUGUUCCACCAAGUGAUAUUUAACUCAGAAUUGAAUUACACAUACUAAAUACAGACUAAUUUUCUUGAAGAAUCACUUCAGUGCUUUAUUUAAGAACCGAGGUCGUCAGUUGUUAGUUAAAAUCUGGUGCUGGACGUUUCCGAUUAUAGAAACAGCCAUGUUAACAUUAAAAACGAAGACUCGGAACAGCUUAUUACGGUGCGCGUUUCUAUUUCCGAUGUUAUGGGAGCCAUCUACAGGAAUAGUCGCGGAAAAACUGAAAAAGGACACCACAGCUUCCAAUCGCUUAAUUAUGAAUGCACUUGUCGACCUUAUACGUAACCCUGUUUACUCUAUAGAACGGGAAAGUCGAAGUGAGAUACUUCGUGGUAUCUACACACAUCUCAAAUACCACCCUGUUCUCAUGGAACGGAGGCUUCACGUGGGCUCACAUCCUCCACAGUCAAACUCUCAUACACAGAAACGAGACGGGUCUUUCGUCCCCGGGAUGGCCCAGCCCGCAUGCCCGUAUAACACCGACUGGCGCCUCAUCUAUCAGGCAAAGGACAUCAACGAUUCAGACGUAGAGGUUUUUCAACCCACAGGUUCCGAUAUAUCAGGGAGACAGUGGUUCUACACAGUCACGUGCGACACAGAUCUCUUAAAACUAGAAAACCCCGGAUGUAACAACUGCUGCCGAGGGGUGAAUAACCGCAGGUACGCAUCUCGGUGUCUGCCUAAAAAGUCCUUCGUAAUGGCCCUGGUACGGCUCUCUCCUGAUGCCACAUUCGACUGGAACUGGAUUCAACUAACCACCAGCUGCAGCUGUGCUGUGUCUCCGCUGUCGGGGACAUAGUCCGUCCAAUAACAAAGUCGCGAUGACCCGCACUUAAACAUUAUAUUAAAGUGUCCAACACUGACCAUCGCCAGGGCAGAUUUGGAAUCGUCGUGUUUCGAUACGAGGAGACAAAGAUGUGAACUAUCAAAGUUAAAACAGGUCAUACAGUACAUUUAUUUUCGAAAAUGAUCAACACAGCCUCGAAUUGGAACAUAUGUUGAAUGUGGUUAACAAAGACUUUGCAAUUUAAUCAUUAUAUCCUUAACUGUUAAAGCUGGCGUAUGUAAAUAUGUAUUGUGUAUUUGUAGUUCUGCUGCCCCAUUGUAUAUACAAAGUGUAACGACAGCUGAACCAAGCAGAAUCAUACUGGAAACCCAUUCAUUGUCAUCUGUAAAAGCAAGCAUCGCUGGUCUCAUUAUUGCAUUGGAGCAAAGCAAUAUGGUCGUAUGUUGGUGUUUUCAAUAACGCUAUCUAGUCUUAUUUUGGAAUUUCACCUAUGCUCGUUUUGGUGUUUUAGCAAUACUGUGCAGUCUCGUUUUGGUAUUUUAGCAUUGCUAUCUGGUCAAUCUGGUCCCGUUUAGGUGUCAGCAACGCUAUAUGGUUCCGUUUAGGUGUCAACAACGCUAUCUGGUCCCGUUUAGGUGUGUCAACAACGCUAUCUGGUCCCGUUUAUGUGUCAACAACGCUAUCUGGUCCCGUUUAGGUGUGUCAACAACGGCAUCUGGUUCCGUUUUGGUGUCAACAACGCUAUCUGGUCCCGUUUAGGUGUGUCAACAACGCUAUCUGGUCCCGUUUAUGUGUCAACAACGGCAUCUGGUCCCGUUUAGGUGCGUCAAUAACGGCAUCUGGUCCCGUUUAGGUGCGUCAAUAACGGCAUCUGGUCCUGUUUAGGUGUGUCAACAACGGCAUCUGGUUCCGUUUAGGUGUGUCAACAACCCUAUCUGGUCCCGUUUAGGUGUGUCAACAACGCUAUCUGGUCCCGUUUAGGUGUGUCAACAACGCUAUCUGGUCCCGUUUUGGUGUGUCAACAACGGCAUCUGGUCCUGUUUAGGUGUGUCAACAACGGCAUCUGGUCCUGUUUAGGUGUGUCAACAACGCUAUCUGGUCCCGUUUAGGUGUCAACAACGCUAUCCGGUCCCGUUUAGGUGUGUCAACAACGCUAUCUGGUUCCGUUUUGGUGUUAACAACGCUAUCUUGUCCCGUUUAGGUGUGUCAACAACGGCAUCUGGUCCCGUUUAGGUGUAUCAACAACGGCAUUUGGUCCCGUUUAGGUGUGUCAACAACGGCAUCUGGUCCCGUUUUGGUGUGUCAACAACGGCAUCUGGUCCCGUUUAGGUGUGUCAACAACGCUAUCUGGUCCCGUUUUGGUGUGUCAACAACGGCAUCUGGUUCCGUUUAGGUGUGUCAACAACCCUAUCUGGUUCCGUUUAGGUGUGUCAACAACGCUAUCUGGUUCCGUUUAGGUGUGUCAACAACCCUAUCUGGUUCCGUUUAGGUGUGUCAACAACGCUAUCUGGUUCCGUUUAGGUGUGUCAACAACGGCAUCUGGUCCCGUUUUGGUGUGGCAACAACGCUAUCUGGUUCCGUUUAGGUGUGUCAACAACGCUAUCUGGUCCCGUUUAGGUGUGUCAACAACGCUAUCUGGUCCCCUUUAUGUGUCAACAACGGCAUCUGGUCCCGUUUUUGGUGCGUCAACAACGCUAUCUGGUUCCGUUUUUGGUGCGUCAACCACGCUAUCUGGUCCCGUUUAGGUGUGUCAACAAUGGCAUCUGGUCCCGUUUAGGUGCGUCAAUAACGGCAUCUGCUCCAGUUUAGGUGUGUCAACAACGGCAUCUGGUCCCGUUUAGGUGUGUCAACAACGGCAUCUCGUCCCGUUUAGGUGUAUCAACAACGGCAUCUCGUCCCGUUUAGGUGUGUCAACAACGGCAUCUGGUCCCCGUUUAGGUGUGUCAACAACGGCAUCUGGUCCCGUUUAUGUGUUUCAACAACGCUAUCUGGUCCCGUUUAUGUGUGUCAGCAACGCUAUCUGGUCCCGUUUUGGUACAAUACAGUGCUGUCUCGUUUAGGUAUUUCACAAGCGCUAUCUAAUCUCCUUUUGGCAUUUCAGCUCCCUAGAUGCUGAUGAUUAUACUUAUACAGACAUGUCCGUUUGUAUCACUCCCGAACACAUGUCUGCUAGUUAGUCUGCAUGGUCUUCUACUAAAUUUGAAGUGUAGAGGUCAGCAUAUAUGUUGAAGAACCACUGACAUAUUUUUAUACCACUCAUUAUUGUUGUGCAUGCUGUGUUUUUCUUUUAUUUUUUUUAAGACAAUUCCUGUAAUCUUGUUCCAGGGGAAACAACUCUCUUAGAUGCCUUUUCAACAUUUUAGAGGAAUAGGACAAAUUAUUUCUUGUAAAGUCGUCCCAUUUUGCAAUAAAUAUAACAAAAAGC